AGAAACAGAUUGCACUAGAAAUUAAAAGUUUAUCUUUCACGUAAGACUCGAAGAAAAUGGCGAGCACUGUGAUGACUACACUGCCUCAGUUCAAUGGUCUUCGAGCCAGCAAGAUCUCUGCAGCUCCAGUUCAAGGCCUGGCAACUGUUGUGCCCAUGAGACGCAAGGGAAAUGGAGCUUUGGGUGCAAAAUGUGACUUCAUUGGUUCAUCAACAAAUCUGAUAAUGGUAACGUCGACGACUCUGAUGCUGUUCGCUGGGAGAUUCGGACUAGCACCAUCAGCCAAUAGGAAGGCAACAGCUGGACUUAAGCUAGAGGCACGUGACUCGGGUCUACAAACGGGUGACCCAGCCGGGUUCACUCUCGCCGACACUUUGGCUUGUGGUACCGUUGGUCACAUCAUCGGAGUUGGAGUUGUCCUUGGUCUCAAAAACAUUGGUGCUAUUUAAACUUGUAGAUUUUUAAAACAAAAUUCUCAAGAACCUGAGGGGAGAUCUAGUCAAUGUUUCAAGUUUUUAUGUUUAUAAUGUUUGACU
Brassica rapa (field mustard) is the source of this 536-nucleotide messenger RNA. RefSeq names its product photosystem I reaction center subunit psaK, chloroplastic. Gene Ontology annotation, biological process: photosynthesis. Gene Ontology annotation, cellular component: photosystem I; membrane. The record is from RefSeq and is marked provisional. NCBI's taxonomy places the organism in Eukaryota, Viridiplantae, Streptophyta, Magnoliopsida, Brassicales, Brassicaceae.